Pyrus x bretschneideri (Chinese white pear) is the source of this 582-nucleotide messenger RNA. RefSeq lists its product as uncharacterized. Lineage: Eukaryota; Viridiplantae; Streptophyta; Magnoliopsida; Rosales; Rosaceae. The coding region runs from base 1 to 582 and encodes 193 amino acids. The transcript is spliced from 2 exons. The record is from RefSeq and is a predicted model, not a curated record.
AUGGGUUUUCUACAAGCAUAUGAAGAGAAACAUAAGAAGAGGCAAGCGAAUGAUGAACAGCUCCUUAAGACACAUGUUCAGUCAAAGAAGAAAGAAGAAAGCUUCGACAACGAGAGAAGCCACUAUGAAAGAAGUCGUGGCCGAGGUUGCAGACGUGGACAUGGACGUGGUUGGAAGUUCAACAACCAUAGCAACUACAAAAGAGGAGGAAGCUCAACAAAAGGUAGUGGAAGAGGAUGCUCAAACUUAAGAGCUCUAAACAGCAGACUUGAUGAGAAGGUCAAUUAUGUGAAAGAAGAGAAAGAAGAGAAUGGCGUUGUGCUACUAGCAUGCAAGAACAAUGAUGGAGACCAAGACUAUACUUGGUACCUUGACACCGACGCUAGCAACCACAUGUGCGGAAGAAUAAGCAUCUUCGUAGAGCUCAAUGAAUCAGUGAAUGACAACGUUUCUUUUGGAGACGAAUCCAAAAUACCCGUAAAAGGAAAAGGUAACAUCCUUAUUCCCCUGAAAAAUGGCGGUCACCAAUUAAUUUCAAAUGUCUACUACGUGCCCAAUAUGAAUAGCAACAUUUACUCUUAG